Molecule: messenger RNA, 588 nt
Organism: Verticillium alfalfae VaMs.102
Lineage: Eukaryota; Fungi; Ascomycota; Sordariomycetes; Glomerellales; Plectosphaerellaceae
Product: defective in cullin neddylation protein
Exons: 2
Coding region: 1-588 (195 amino acids)
Biological process (GO): positive regulation of ubiquitin-protein transferase activity; protein neddylation
Cellular component (GO): ubiquitin ligase complex
Molecular function (GO): cullin family protein binding; ubiquitin conjugating enzyme binding; ubiquitin-like protein binding
Source: RefSeq, a predicted model, not a curated record
AUGGGCAUCGACUCGACGACGAGCUACCUCACCGAGACGCUGGGCGUCAACCCUGAGAAUGCCGAGCUGCUCGUCGUCAUGGAGAUUGUCCAGGCCCCGGCGGUGGGCGAGAUAACGCGUAAAGGCUUUGUCGACGGCUGGAAAUCCACGGGAGUGCAAGCGACGAACAAGGACCAUGCCAAGCACAUCAAGUCGCUCGUCAAGAAGCUAUCCACAGACCAGGCCCUCUUCAAGAAGGUCUACCGCCACACGUUCAUCGCCGCCAAGGAACAGGACCAAAAAGCCAUCAGCCUCGAGUACGCCCAGAUCUACUGGGAGACGCUCUUUGCGCCGCCGGGCUGGCAGUGGGCAUCACAGAACCACAACUGGCUCGAGCUGUGGAACUCGUUCCUCGCCGCCAAGUGGACGCGCUCCGUCAACAAGGACAUGUGGAACAUGACGCUCGAGUUUGCCUACAAGUCCCUGGAGGAUGAGACGCUGUCCUUCUGGAGCGAGGACGGCGCGUGGCCGAGCGUCCUUGACGAGUUUGUCGCGUGGUGCCGCGAAGAGAAGGGAAUCAGGCCGGAGACGAUGGACACGGAUGCGUAG